AUGAGCGUCGCGGUUCAACUUCCUCCUCAAAUCGACCUUCACGACAUGACUACUCCAUCUUCGCUACACCAGCCUCCUUUGAACGCCACCGCCUCGCCUUCUGCUGAAGCAAUGCAGCACCAAAACGAUGCCACCGACAAAGGCUCCGACCUUCCGCCUAUGCCCGUCCCCUACGAGGACUUCCACUUCUCCCUCGACCUUCCGGCUGAGCUGGAUCUCCACGACCUCCAGUUCAUCAGCUCGGCCGACCGCAAAGGCGGGCCUUCCAACCCCAUGACUCCAGGCCUCACAUCGCACUUCUUGGCUUCCACUCCCCAGACUCUGGGCUUCGGACAAGACGACAUCCACAUGGCCAGCAGGUCCAAUAGCCGCAGAGGCAGCCUUUCCAAGGGUAGCAGACCCGCCUCUCCGCGCGUCGGCUCCUCUCGCUUCUCCGAGUCCGCUCUCCGACCUCCUCCACCCCCCGACUUUGAACCCUCGGGCGCGAAUCUGUUCGAUCUGGACGCUUUCCCUAGCGGCACCAUGUCGCCUUUCGGCAUCGGCACGCCAGGCGCGAGCGACAAACACUCUCAGGGUGCUCAGCUAUUCGAUGCCAAAGAGAAGAACAUGCUCGUCAACUUCUUAGAAGGCUUCGAAUGGGAUUUCGAUCCCAGCCUGCCCGAGGGAUUGCCCAGUUUUUCUGCCGCCGCAGCGGAGAGGUCAGCAGCGGCCGCCGAGGCAAUGGGUUUCCCGGCUGACUUUGGCUCGGCCGCCGCCAGUCGCGAUCCAAUGCUACAUGAAGGCGCUGCCAUGUCAGCAGCAGCGCGCCGCCUCCAAGCCCGUACCAAGCUUGCCUCGGGAGCGACGGCAUCGUCCGGCUCGGGCUCUGGAUCCGCCACCGCAUCAUCGUCUCAGAGCCCGCACGACACCUCCUCCUCGGCCACAUCUCCACACGGCUCGGCGCGCAACCAUGCCCAUCAGCGCAGCCUCAGCACCGGCAAGUCGCGGCCUUACCACCACGAAGCCGAUCUGGUCAACACUGCAUUCGGCGGUGGUCUCUCUGAAUGGUCUUCACAGCAACACACCGCACCACAACAGUAUGCACAGCACAGCGCACACGACCUUUCCGCAGUCGGGUCCAAGCGCAACGCCGGCCACUUUGGCACGGGUGAAGCGGAUGAGCAGACUCAGGCCGCGCUCGCACUUGGCUCCUUGACCAGGAUGCACGCCGACAUGUUCAACAUGAGCGCAGGGCUCGACAUGGUGGCGCAAUCGCGCGCUCUAGCCGCCGCAUCGCAGCCACAACAACCGCCCUCCGUCACCGCACCCACGCCGUCCAAGCACAACACAGGUGGCAAGAAGCUCAAGACGGAGCAUGACGACGGCGAAGACACUUCAAUGCAGGCAGAUCGCGAUGCUGGCAGCAAGAGAGAGCUGCUGACCGAAUCCGAAAAACGACAGAAUCACAUCCUCUCCGAACAAAGACGGCGCAACUACAUCCGAGAGGGCUUCAAAGACCUCGUGGUCCUGCUCGACGACGGACGCAACUUUGGCGCACGUGCACUCGGCCUCUCGUCCGGUUUUGGCACGGGAGUGGAGGACGAGGGUCUGGACGACCGAUCCGACGUUGACGACGUUGUCGACGUGCUCGCCGUCGGCCGCAAGAAGCCGCCAAAGAAGGCGAAAAAGGCGGGUCCCGACGGCGUGCGCCAGCGCGGCAAGGGCAGAGGAAGAGGCGGCAGUGCCGGAGGCGGCGCUGGCUCCAAGAGUGCGGUGCUCUUCCAGGCUGUCGACCUCAUCCGCUGGCUCGAUGGCAAAAGCAAGGAGCUCACCAAGCAGUGCGAAGAGCUCGAGCAGAUCGCCGGCAUCCCCGACCCCGAAAGCAUCGUUGCCGCCAACCGCCCUGCCACUGCAAAGACGGCUUAG
Messenger RNA from Moesziomyces antarcticus, 1905 nucleotides. RefSeq lists its product as uncharacterized. Lineage: Eukaryota; Fungi; Basidiomycota; Ustilaginomycetes; Ustilaginales; Ustilaginaceae. Gene Ontology annotation, molecular function: RNA polymerase II cis-regulatory region sequence-specific DNA binding; DNA-binding transcription factor activity, RNA polymerase II-specific; protein dimerization activity. The coding region runs from base 1 to 1905 and encodes 634 amino acids. Gene Ontology annotation, biological process: regulation of transcription by RNA polymerase II. The record is from RefSeq and is a predicted model, not a curated record. The transcript has a single exon.